Selaginella moellendorffii is the source of this 3283-nucleotide messenger RNA. RefSeq names its product farnesylcysteine lyase. Gene Ontology annotation, biological process: prenylcysteine catabolic process; prenylated protein catabolic process. The record is from RefSeq and is a predicted model, not a curated record. The transcript is spliced from 8 exons. Gene Ontology annotation, molecular function: prenylcysteine oxidase activity. Lineage: Eukaryota; Viridiplantae; Streptophyta; Lycopodiopsida; Selaginellales; Selaginellaceae. The coding region runs from base 49 to 1497 and encodes 482 amino acids.
AAAAUACAGAGCUACCUAGCCUAGGGUUCUAGAGAUUCACGGAAGGAAAUGCUGGCCCUUGCUGGAGCUCCGAUCGUGGCGCUUGCGCUCCUCGUCACGCUCGGAUCGUGUGACGCUAGCCAGACCAAGGUAUGCAUCGUAGGUAGCGGCAUUGGAGGCGCAUCGGCAGCUCAUUUCCUCCGCAAGUACUCGGGCCGGCCCCAAAACGAGCUCCACAUCCAUGUCUACGAGAGAAACAGCGUCGUCGGGGGGAGAAUGGCGAUGGUGGAUCUGCUAGGGGAUAGAUUUGAAGCCGGUGCCUCGAUUCUCCAUCCCAAAAACCUCCACACUGUCCAUUUCGUGGGUUUGCUGGGUCUAAAGAAGAAAACCUCGCCCGACAGUGAGACGUUUGGCCUCUGGGAUGGGAAGAAGUUCGUGGUGAGGACUAUGGAUGGUGGGAGCUCGUUCAUCACGAAGAAAAUUGCUGGAUUGAUCAAUGCCUUGGGGAUGCUGUGGCGCUAUGGUAGCGACUUGUUUAGGAUGCGAUCCUUUGUAUCGCAACUUCUGAAGAGAUUCUUGCAUUUCUAUGACGAGGGAAGGACCCCGUACAGCAGUGUUAAGGAUAUGCUGGAGUCUGUCGAACUCUAUGGUUACACGCAGCAUACACUUGUCCGUGAGCUCCUUCGAGAAGGAUUGUCUGUCCAGAUUAUCACAGAGAUUGUCACGAUGAUAACAAGGAUCAACUAUGGACAAAAUGUUUCUAUCAGUGGCCUGGCCGGUGCGGUUUCUCUCUGUGGUUCUGGAGACGAUCUCUGGGCCGUUGAAGGCGGGAACUGGCAGAUGGCUGAUGGUUUGAUCAAGCUCUCGAAUGCCUCUCUCGGUUUAAGUGAUACGGUGUUAUCAGUCGUGAGCAAAGAUGGAGUCUACGAGGUGACGAGCUCGUCUGGGAAAAACAGGACGUGCAACGCCGUGAUUAUUGCCGCCUCCUUAGACGAAGAGAAAAUCGUUUUCAGUCCAUCCGUCGAUCUUCCCAAACGCUCGAUGCAUCACACUUUCGUUACAUUCGUUCGUGGGCUCGUCAGUCGGGAUUACUUUGGUCUCAAGGAUGCAAAACUACCGGACUUAAUCGCUACGUUGGAAGUGCCCGGCAUUCCAUUUAUAUCUAUUUCGGUUCUUAAGAGCUAUAAUGCCACCGACAACGCUUACAAAGUCUUUUCCCGAGCAUCGUUGUCCGAUGAGUUCCUGGACAAACUCUUCAGCGUGCGAAGGAAAACCAUUCGACUCAACUGGGCGGCCUACCCCCAGUACAACGCGCCAGAAACCUUCGCUCCAGUCAUUCUUGAUGGCAAUCAUCUCUACUAUGUCAAUUCGUUUGAAAACGCCGCGAGCACAAUGGAGACGAGCGCUGUUGCCGCAGAGAAUGUCGCACGCCUUCUCCUCACGCGCUUGUCCACUGAUGGCGCCGUGUUCAACUCUGGACUCAACACCAUGGCGAAACGUGGCUCAGAAGAACUGUAGACGCUGAAUUACUGGUGACACACGGCUUUUUAUUGUGUGAAAAGAAUGUGUGGACAUUUUCUCUUGACUAUUUUGUAUGUCGUGUGCAGAACGCUUCGAGUCUAUCCCAACUUUCAUCCAGAAUAGUCUCAGGAGCAGCAAACAAGAGGCGGAUCCAACCAGGAAAACCGAAAGCAGAACCUGGACGCAAGUAAAUCAUUAAGCAUACACGCUAUAUCUUAUUGAAGGCACUGUACCUGGUAAUACCCCGAGUGCUUCCUCCUUCGCGAGAGCCAACGCAAACUCCUUAUCGUCUCUGAGACUCCGGAGAGAAAGCGUUUACCAUGAUAUACAUAGAGCCUCGAGGCUUUGAAGGACAGGACAGUCCCGGGGUCUUCUGAGCUCUCUCGUAGCAAAGAUCGGCUCUUGUGCUGAGUGUAUCCAAAGUCUGACUGAAAAAGUCUUGUGGAGUAUUUUGCAAUAUCUUCGGCAGCGCGGCCUGUUGAGACGUAAAAUGCAUCUGUGCGAGAUUUGUGAAGGCGUCCAGCACCUGGGAAGAUCAUAAUGGAGAUUUCAGCAACCGAAAGGAAAGUUAUAUCGAACGACCUUUGCUUCCUUGAGGACACAGUCGGGAUCACACACCGAAAGCCAGCCAAGCCUCCAGCCAGGGACGAACCAACGCUUGGAAAUCCCCCCGACUGUCAACACAGGAACGUGAGACGCGAAGGCUCCCAUCGGAACGAACUUUGAUCCUUCGAAGGCCAUAUGAGCGUAGAUCUCGUCAGCGAUUAUCGGCACUCGAAGCUUCCCCGCGAGCUUGGCAACCUGGACAGCGGGUGAGAAGGUGAAAAGGUGAAAAGCUCUCUCAAGUCAAUACAGGCAGCGGAAGAACACACGAGAGCGAAACGCGAGGACUUUUUCACACCUGCGUCAGAUGAUGCGGGGUGUAGACAGAUCCGCAGGGGUUCCCGGGAUUGCAGAGGACUAUCGCAGCAGUAUCCGGAUCCACCAGCCUCUCAACGCCUCGAAGAUCAACCUCCCAGUCGCUGUUUGGAAGCAGAUCAUACUCGCGAACUUCAACGCCGAAGAGGUUGCAAAAGGACUGAUACAGCGGGAAUCCAGGCCGUGGGAGCAACAUGUUGGACGGCUUUUCGCUGUUGGCCAGCGCCCCGAUACAAAACUGGAUCGCCUGCGAGCACCCGGCCGUCAUGAAGAUGUCAUCGGCUGACAACGAGUACGGUAGAUCCUUGGAAAGGAACUCGGCCACCGCGCUGGAAGAAAAGCUUACAGAAUCACAAAAAAGUCGUAGAUUCCAGCUGCUUGGCUGUAGCCAUUGUAGUGGAAGCCGGAGAUGGCGUCCGUGAGCGCCUGGACGGCUACCUGGGGAGCUUUGAUCUCGCCGAAAGCGCAGGGGUCGCCGAGAGUGAGCGAGAUUGGCUUCUUUCCUCGCCCCUGGACCGUCGGCAUGGAUUCCAUCGCUCUCCGGAUUGGAUUGAGGCUCCGCAAUGCUGCCGGAUUCGCUCCAAUCGCCCACCGCUUUGGAUCCACAGCCGAUUCAUGCGGACUGUGAGUGGCAAUCUCGCAGCGAAGCGCGAGCAAGCACGGCAUUUUUUCUCUCUCCUCUUCGCUCGAUCUCCUUUAGCAGCGCUACCUUUAAAAAGGGGAAGAUUCCGGGAUAUUCUCACCGUACGAAAACACGUGGGAGAGAAAAAAACAAACGAGAAGUUCUCAAAUCAAAUCAAUAGCGAUGAAGCGAGUGAGAUUUCCUUUUUAUUGAGAGAGAUGGAAAAGGAUGAUCUUCCGGGCA